Messenger RNA from Entelurus aequoreus (snake pipefish), 670 nucleotides. RefSeq names its product musculoskeletal, embryonic nuclear protein 1a (gene mustn1a). Gene Ontology annotation, cellular component: nucleus. Lineage: Eukaryota; Metazoa; Chordata; Actinopteri; Syngnathiformes; Syngnathidae. Gene Ontology annotation, biological process: chondrocyte differentiation; tissue regeneration; chondrocyte proliferation. The coding region runs from base 75 to 332 and encodes 85 amino acids. The transcript has 3 exons. The record is from RefSeq and is a predicted model, not a curated record.
ACACACACACACAUGACAUCAUUUGUUAGUCUUUUUAAAAACAUUUCCUGUCCUCUCGAGACUGACGUGUGUGCAUGAAGGGACUGCACCCAGGACUAAACAGCAGAGAGCGCUUGUCCGACAUGUCUCAACUUGCAAAGGAAGGAGAAGAAAUGCAGCGUCCCGCAGGGAGAGAAGACCACCUGACUGACGACCAGAAGAAAGUGGCGAGCAGCGGACCAAAGAGCAAGACACUGCAAGUCAUGGAGGAGUGUGAGAAAAGGGGUGAAGUCGCUCCCUCGGUGUUUGGCGGCAUGAAGUCAGGAGGAAACACGCACUCAGCCAGGAAGUAGACGUCACUUUCCCUCCCAAGACAAGGCACUUUUUCACUCUUUUUCAUAUUCAUACACACAAUAAUAUCUGAGCUGGUGUUGUGGCUGGACAACACAGAUGUGCUAUUAGGAAAACAUGUCAACAAUAAUAAAACGUCUCCCAUGACAAUGAUGACGAUGUCAAGUUGAGAUGUCCGAUAAUGGCUUUUUUGCCGAUAUUGUCCAACUCUUAAUUACCAAUUCCGAUAUCAAGCGAUACCGAUAUAUACAGUGGUGGAAUUAACACAUUAUUAUGCCUAAUUUUGUUGUGAUGCAUUAAACAAUGUAACGAGGUUUUCCAAAAUAAAUCAACUCAAGUU